UUUUAUGGAUUAAAUUACACAUUUGCCCUUUAUACAAAAACGGCAUUUCACUAUUAUUAGAACCGGAGCUUUGAACUCCCUCAUAAGAUACCCGGAGCUUUGAACCGUGCAUCGGAGCCGGCGAGACGUAACAAUUGUCCAUCAAUAAGGACGAGAAUCAAGGAAAACGAGAUCCAGAGUACUCUGCCAAUCCGCCCCGCUCCUUCAAGCUAUCUCCGUUCUUCAGCCGCCGCCAUAGAUGGCCUUUCACCACGAGUUAGUAGCCCAAGAUUCUCGGGUCCAAUGACACGCAGCGCUCACUCAUUCAAACGCAAUAACCACGCAAAUAUCAAUUCCCAAGCCACCCAAAAUAGUAGCAGUAACAACACUAACGGUUCUUUAGGCGACCAUGAGAUUAAUGUUCCGCUUUACUCACCCAGAUCUGAAACUCAUAGUCGUGGAAAUUCAGUUGAUGGGUUGGAGGCUAUAUUUGAACAUAAAAGGACCUGUUUGGGGAGAUUGACUCAGAGAGUUCAUUUGAAGAGAAAAAUCGAAUCUUUGAAUGUGGAGUUUGGGCUGGGAUUGGACUUGAAGGAGAGGAAAGAUUUAGGGCAAUGGAUGUUUUUCGCGUUCUGCGGGAUUUGCUUGUUUUGGGGGAUUCUUAAGUUUUGUGCUAAUGGAUGGUUUAGAUCCGGUGAAAUAGAAAAUUAUCUUCAUGAACACCAAAUUAAGGGUACGAAAAUUCUCCAAAUUCAAAAUUCUUCAUAAGAGAAAUUGAUUCAAUUAUAGGCGCAUGAUUGAAAGAGAGGUG
Messenger RNA from Oldenlandia corymbosa var. corymbosa, 790 nucleotides. The record is from the annotation of a GenBank genome assembly. Lineage: Eukaryota; Viridiplantae; Streptophyta; Magnoliopsida; Gentianales; Rubiaceae.